CCGCAGAUGAGGCAAACACCAACCACCCGCCCGCCAAGAACAGCAGAACGCAACAGAACACAGUAACGAACAGGGCAGCAAGCAGAGCAAGGGGAAUGGGGAUCCUCCUCUCCCCCUGCUAUUUUUCGCCCCUCGUGAGAUGGCGCCGCCCGGGGGGUGAAAUGACCUGAUCGGGCGCGCCGGGCCUGACCCCGCUGCUGCUGCUCGGCGUCGUGCGUGACGGGAGCGGGAGGGGGGCGGAGCCGCGACGCCGUUGCGGCUGCGGUUGCGGCUUCCUCCUUCUCUCAUCCCCCCGCCCGGAGCCGCGGCAGCGGAGGACCCGCACCCGCACGGCCUCGAGAGUUUGAUCGUCUCGUGGCGCGCCAUGUCGUCUAAUUCUUCGACCAGCCCGCCGGCGGCUCCGUCGCCGACGAAGAGCAGACUUGCUCCUUCGGCCGCCCCGCCGCCGUCAGCGGACUCGCCGUCCCCACCGUCGCCGCCGGUGGCUUCGUCCUCGCCGGCUCCACCAGAGCGAAGCGGCUCCUUGCCGCCGCCGCCGCCGCCGAGGUCCCGGGGCUCUGCGAUCUCGCCGGCCAAGACCCACUCUCCAUCUCCACCACCACCACCACCAGAGCAAUCGUCUAGAGGCUCACAUGGCGGUGGCAGUCCGCCGCCGCCACCGGUUUCUACGCACCGUGGCGGUCCCACCAUGGUGGAAGUCGUUUUCGCCGCUGCCGGCGCCGCGGCGCUCCUCGUCAUCCUCAUCGCCGCCUGCGUCUGCUGCUCGAGGAGGACGGCGCCGAGGAGGAGGAAGAGACCCCACAAUCCCAUGCAUUACUACGCCGACACGUCAUCAGCGUAUAAAGACUUGCUUGCAACCACAGGGAGCAGCACGUACUACACAACGAGUGGGCCGCAGCAGCAAUGGCAGAGCGACGCUGGCCAGGCGACGCCGAUGAGCAGCUUCGGCCCGCCGGGGGGUGGCUGGCACGCGCCGCCGCCCGACAUGACCUCCGGUGUGUACUCCAGCUCGCCGCGGCCGCCGCCUUCACCACACGAGGCGCUGGGGCUCGGCAAGGGCACCUUCACCUACGAGCAGCUGGCGGCGGCCACAGCCAACUUCUCGCCGGCGAACCUGCUCGGGCAGGGCGGGUUCGGGUACGUGCACAAGGGCGUGCUCCCCGGCGGCAGGGUGGUGGCCGUGAAGCAGCUCAAGUCCGGGAGCGGGCAAGGGGAGCGCGAGUUCCAGGCCGAGGUGGACAUCAUCAGCCGGGUGCACCACCGGCACCUCGUGUCCCUCGUCGGCUACUGCAUCGCCGGCGCGCGGCGCAUGCUCGUCUACGAGUUCGUGCCCAACAGGACCCUCGAGUUCCACCUCCACGGGAAAGGGCAGCCGGUGAUGGAGUGUCCGACGAGACUCCGCAUCGCGCUGGGGGCGGCGAAAGGACUCGCCUACCUGCACGAAGACUGCCAUCCUCGGAUCAUUCACCGCGACAUCAAGUCCGCCAACAUUCUUCUCGACAACAACUUCGAAGCAAUGGUCGCGGACUUCGGGCUGGCCAAGCUGACCUCCGACAGCAGCACGCACGUCUCGACCCGCGUCAUGGGCACGUUCGGGUACCUGGCGCCGGAGUACGCGUCGAGCGGGAAGCUGACGGAGAAGUCGGACGUCUUCUCCUACGGCGUGAUGCUGCUGGAGCUCCUCACGGGGCGGCGGCCCGUCGACGGCGGCACCGCCGUCAGCUCGUUCCUCGAGGACAGCCUCGUCGACUGGGCGAGGCCGGCCCUGUCGCGCGCGCUGGCCGACGGCGACUACGACGGCGUCGCGGACCCGAGGCUGCACGGCAGCUACGACCCCGUGGAGAUGGCGCGGCUGGUCGCCAGCGCCGCGGCCGCCGUGCGCCACUCGGCCAAGAAGCGCCCCAAGAUGAGCCAGAUCGUGAGGGCGCUGGAGGGGGACAUGUCGCUGGAGGACCUGAACGAGGGGGUGCGGCCCGGGCAGAGCAUGGCGUUCGGCACGGCGGCGUCAGCGCCCUCGUACAAGGCCAACAGGGCUCCCGGGCAGUACACGUCGGACAUGGAGCGGAUCAGGCAGGCGCCGAUGGCGAUCGGAGAGUCCAGUGGCGGCGCGGUCACCGGGUUCGGCCGUCCCUCGCCGAUCGGGAUCGAGGGGCCCUUCGACGACGACGAAUUGAGUCCGGUGAAGGGUCCGCCGCGCCGGUAGCAGGCUAGCAGCCGUGUACGCCAGUGCUGUCGGACCGUUGCGAUUCAUGCUCGCCGCGCCUGUUGUUGAUUGCGCGAUCGUCCUGCUCUGGCGUCUGUGAAUAGCUUGCCUCUUCUUUGCCACCAGUCGCUUCUGACGCAGCCUGCAAGCUGAUGUACUUAUCAAAAUCACACGGCGAAAGUGCAGAUGAACAGGGAUACCCAUACGCUUGUGUUUUGACAAGCAGAGCUGAGCACGCAACAAUGGUUGGCAUGCGUA
This is a messenger RNA of Panicum virgatum (switchgrass), 2461 nucleotides long. RefSeq names its product proline-rich receptor-like protein kinase PERK4. The transcript has 7 exons. Lineage: Eukaryota; Viridiplantae; Streptophyta; Magnoliopsida; Poales; Poaceae. Gene Ontology annotation, molecular function: protein kinase activity; ATP binding. Bases 365 to 2203 code for a protein of 612 amino acids. The record is from RefSeq and is a predicted model, not a curated record. Gene Ontology annotation, biological process: protein phosphorylation.